AUGUUCAAAACAAUUAUCGCUUAAAUUAAAAAUAUGUUGAUGAUACUGAAAACUUUUAAGUUGUCUAAGUCCCUAGUACAUUUAUUAUAUGUAUUACUAAUUAUUACUACUGUUAUUAGCUACCAAAUUAAAGACGAAACGGACAAUCCAAGUGAUAUUGAUGAUGAAAAUAAUAACCCAGAUGAAGAUAUUCGAGGCGACCGUAAUCAUAUUGAAUCAAAUGAUAAUAAUCCAACAGGAAAUAACGAAUAUAUGAAUAAUGAACUUAUAAAAAACGUUUUUAGUAGGAUGGGUUCAAAGGGAAAAAAACCUUCUCAAAUAGGAUCAAGUGGAGCAGAUGCUGUUGAAGAUCAGCAACCAGAAGAAGAAAUAGAAAACGAUCCAACUAGAAUUUCACUUGGUUUAGAUUCUGAACCAGAAAACACUGAAGGCACUGACUUUAAAGAAGCAAACUUCGAAAAUAUUGAAGAUGAAAAACCAAAAAAAAAGAAAAAGAGGUCGAAGAAGAAAAGUAAGAAUCAAAAACAAAAAAAAACUGAAGAUGAUGAAACUGAAUUAAUCGAAAUGAAUACUAAUGGAAUUAAUGAUUUAGACCAUGAAGAAAAAGAUAUACGUGGAUCAGAUAAUAUUAAAGAUCAGCAACCAGAAGAAGAAAUAGAAAACGAUCCAACUAGAAUUUCACUUGGUUUAGAUUCUGAUCCAGAAAACACUGAAGGCACUGACUUUAAAGAAGCAAACGUCGAAAAUAUUGAAGAUGAAAAACCAAAAAAAAAGAAAAAGAGGUCGAAGAAGAAAAGUAAGAAUCGAAAACAAAAAAAAACUGAAGAUGAUGAAACUGAAUUAAUCGAAAUGAAUACUAAUGGAAUUAAUGAUUUAGACCAUGAAGAAAAAGAUAUACGUGGAUCAGAUAAUAUUAAAGAUCAGCAACAAGAACUUGAUAAAGAAAACGAUCCAACUGAAAUGCUACUCGGCUUAAGCAAUGGAAGAGAAGCUGAACUAGAUAAGGAAAAAACAGAAAUAAAUUUACAAAAAGAAAAAACUGAUGUAAUAUUAGCUGAAUCCAAAGCCACUGAAAGUGAUAAUAUAGAGUCAACAAUAGAACAAACAUCCAAAUCAUCCGAUCCUGAGAAAAAUCCCAUUGACGAUAUUAAAGAAGAUACAACAAAAAAUACAAUUACGGAAAUUGAUCAAAAGGACUUAACAAUAUCUUCACUGGAGAAUGUUGGAAUUGUAAAAAUUAAAAACAGUGAUAAUGCAACUAGCGAGGCAAUAAGAAAAAAAAAAAAAAAAACGAAAUUUAGAGAAUUCACACAUUCAGGAGGAAAUGCACGCAUAUAUUGUACAUUUUUGGGAGACAUGUUAAAAAUGUACAACAAAGUAAAAAAACGUUUUGUCGGACACUUUUGUCAUGCAAUUGUUGUUGGCACUCCAAUUAUCUUAAGACAAAAUCAAGUACACUUAAGCAAUAACAUGAAAAAUCAGCUGAAUAAAAUAGAACCACAUAAACAAGAAAGUCUUCUUAUCGUCAUCAUGAAAUUUUCAAGCUAUAGAGAUUGGAAACAUGCGUUAAAAAAAGCUAACAGCAGACACUUAAUUACAAAUAUAAUACAUAUGGUCAAAACUUAUAAAAUCGAUGGAAUACAAUUUUCAAAUUUACAACCAAUAGCGGGGAAAGAUCCAGACGAUUCAGUGGAUACACACAUGAUGAAUAAUCUAUUAAAAUUCUUUGAAAAAUUACUAAAUAUUGCAAGAAAUAAUCAUAAUUAUGAUUUAAAAAUUGGCAUAACCAUUCAUUUGAACAGUCAGUGGAUCACAUCAAGUUUCAAUUCAUUCGAUGUAUUAAAUAAACUAGUCACUUGGUAUACAUACGAAACAAUUUCCAUGGUAACAUGUUCACCGGAAUACAAAGAUACAGGGACUUCUCCAUUAGAAGGAGACGUGAGCUUGAUGAAUGCAUAUAAUACAUUAACGGAUACCGACAUUCAAAUGUCAAAAGUUGUAGUUGGUAUACAAUUAUUUCCAAAUAAAGUUAAUGAAUUAGAACCAUUAACAUAUGAAGAGUUAUGUUCAACACCAAAGGACACAUGGAACGAAUGGUGUGCUGCACACCCUGAAAAACUUCGGUUAAAGGGUAUGUUUUUACGGAAUAAUGAAAUCGGAGGCGUCCAACUAUUUUACAUGCACUCAGACGAUUACAGGUCAACAUGCGGCUGUUAUUCUUUCCCGUUGACUCGAGCACUUCUUCGUGGCUUGAUUAACACUCAAGCGGAAGAACAGUGUGAUUUUAAUACGGCACACAACUAAAUAGUAAAUACCCGCAAUAAAAUCAAGAACCAUUAUAAUAAUAUUAAUAUCGUUUUCCUCAUUAGUACAUUAUUUGUAAUUAUUUUUUAGGCACUUGGGGUAUGAAUAUUUUGAUAUUUUAUAUAUUAUUAUUAUUAAAUGAAUGUCUUCUAUAACAAACGCGGGUUCAUACGACACAUUCGUUCAUUUUAAUUAGCUAAACGUUUUGUUCUCAUUUCAUAAUAUUACAAUUGUAUAAUUAUUGUUUUAACAUGCGUAAAAUACAAUAAUAAUGAAUAUAUUUUAUUAA
Messenger RNA from Rhopalosiphum padi (bird cherry-oat aphid), 2593 nucleotides. RefSeq names its product biorientation of chromosomes in cell division protein 1-like 1. The record is from RefSeq and is a predicted model, not a curated record. Bases 34 to 2304 code for a protein of 756 amino acids. NCBI's taxonomy places the organism in Eukaryota, Metazoa, Arthropoda, Insecta, Hemiptera, Aphididae. The transcript has 8 exons.